AUGAAGCUGAAGCGAUUUCUGCUGCGGUAUUACCCGCCAGGGAUCAUGCUUGAAUACGAGCUUCGAGAUAGGUCGCGGGAGAUGAAGGAGAUCGAUCUUUUGCACCUAUCUCCAGAAAGUGAUGUAGACGUGCUUGUGAACCAGAUCGUGUUCGAGGAACCGCUGAUUUCGGAGAACCGCAAGCCGCAGCUGCGGAGGCUGGUCCACAAGCUGAUCGAGAAGCUGGAAACUAACGAGUGCGACGAUUUCUACCUCUUCAAGAUACUUCGGGCUCACAUUCUGCCUUUGACGAACUGCGCCUUCAACAAGUCUGGAGACAAGUUCAUCACGGGAUCGUACGACCGCACGUGUAAGACUGAAGCCCAUGCGCAUGAACAGGUGUGGAACACCACCACCGGGGACGAGUUGCUGACGCUGGACGGGCACCGCAACGUCGUGUACGCGAUCGCCUUCAACAACCCCUGGGGGGACAAGAUCAUCACGGGAUCAUUCGACAAGACCUGCAAGCUGUGGAACGCUGAGACGGGUAACCUUUACCACACCUACCGAGGACAUUCUACGGAGAUCGUGUGCCUGUCGUUCGACCCGCACGGGACCAAGAUCGCCACGGGCUCGAUGGACAACACGGCCAGGGUUUUCGACGUGGAAUCGGGAGAGUGCCUGCACACGCUCCUGGGGCACACGGCGGAGAUUGUGUCUCUCAACUUCGACACCAACGGGCAGAGGGUCAUGACCGGCUCAUUCGAUCACACCGUGAAACUAUGGGAUGUUAGGACCGGGAGAUGCACGCACACAUUGGCGGGCCACCACGGAGAAAUCUCCAGCACCCAGUUUAGCUACUCCUCUGAUCUUUGUAUCAGCGGCUCUAUCGACCGCACGUGCAAGGUGUGGGACGUCGCCUCGGGACAGUGUGUCCACACGCUCCGCGGGCAUAACGACGAGAUCUUGGACGUGAGCUUUAACGCCACGGGGUCGAGGUUGGUGACGGCGAGCGCCGACGGCACCUCGAGGGUGUUCAACACCAUGAACGGGGCGUGCCAGGCCAUCCUCAUCGGCCACGAGGGGGAGAUAUCGAAGACUUGCUUCAACCCCCAGGGGACUCGCAUUCUCACGGCGAGCAGCGACAAGGUGGCUCGCCUGUGGGACGCCGACACGGGCGACUGCCUGCAGAUCCUGGAAGGGCACACGGACGAGAUAUUCUCCUGCGCCUUCAACUACGAGGGAGACACCAUAAUUACAGGCUCUAAGGACAACACUUGCCGUUUGUGGCGGUGCUGA
Messenger RNA from Ectocarpus siliculosus, 1278 nucleotides. NCBI's taxonomy places the organism in Eukaryota, Phaeophyceae, Ectocarpales, Ectocarpaceae. The record is from the annotation of a GenBank genome assembly.